Molecule: messenger RNA, 2069 nt
Organism: Brassica rapa (field mustard)
Lineage: Eukaryota; Viridiplantae; Streptophyta; Magnoliopsida; Brassicales; Brassicaceae
Product: topless-related protein 4-like
Source: RefSeq, a predicted model, not a curated record
UAUGGUAAUGCUCUUUUGUUGCAGAGAUGGUUUGAAAAGUCGUAUAUUAUAUUAUUAUUCAAUGUAUCGAAUCUAAUGGAAUGAACUUGUUUCCUUAAUAUUCUGAUAUUUUAGUAAACGAUUAAAGGUCAACUGUUGUCAAGGAAGAAACCUCGUCCAAUGCAAAUUUAAACAAUAGGAAACAAGUUGUCUCUCACUUAAAUCAAAUUCUCUGUCGGGAGAAUUAAAUUAACAAUUCUUCUAAAGGAGAAGAAACAAGAAGUCUUGCUUUCAUUUACCACAUGCAUAACUCACAUGAAUGUCUCAGACAGUCUGGAGAAAUUUGUUUUUUGCAUUUCUGGUAUAGAAGCGAUGAUGAGGUUGGUUUCUCUCCAUUCUGUGUGCUCAAACUAAUGAGAUUUCAAUUGUUGUUAUAUUUGUAGCGGUUUUGAAGUAUUAAUAGUGGAUUCAUAUAAUUUUCUUAGUAUAAUAUCAUUCGUACUUAUACUAUUUAACUCUUGCACAUCACUAAAAAACUUGGAAAGAUAAAGUCCGAUAAUGGCAGCUGUUAUCUAAUUUAGAGACAUUAAUUAAAUUACUCCGUUCUUUAUUAGUCACAGAUUGUUUCAACUUUGACCUUAGAACAAAAACGUAAGAACAGGAACACUAUCUUCCCAAACCAACUCCGACAUAAAAGGCUGGCCAAUCUUCAAUACGUCAUUAGCUUCACAGAAAUCUUUGCAUCCUUUUCCCAAUCCUCUUUUUCCAUAUUUUGAUCCAUCCUUCACCAGCUUCGUUACGCACUUCACGCCAUGUUUAUCCAUCAGGAUUAUCUCAUUCUGCUUCUUGAUACCGUUGAUAUUCAUGGAUGUUGCUGGAAUAAUCUGCACAAGAUUUAGAAACCAACCAAAGAAUAAAGACAAAAAAACAGAGGAAAACAGAGUAAAACAGAGAAAACAGAGAAAAACAGAGAAAAACAGAGAAAACAGAGUAAAACAUAAACAAAGAUCUUGCUUACAUACAAGUUUGGAGGUUCUGAAAUUGUAACGUGUGAGAGAGAUUAUGGAAAAAAAAAUACAAUUUUUACGAAGAAGAGAGAAAAAAAAACAAUUUGCGUCUUAUGCAUCUUUACAUAAUCUUCUGUCCUUGAUUACACAAUUAAUAUUUCAAGCGUUUGUAGUCGUCGUAAUUUAGAAAUAAAAAACCGUAACAAAAAGGGGCCUGGGCUUCAUUAUGAUUUGAUUGGCAGGAAAAAUCUGACAAAACCUAGGGUGUCUUCUUUCUUUCCUUUCUCCUGUUGUCAGAUCAGAUAGCCGUCUAGAUAACUGUAACUGUAAGCUGAAGUGAUUCUCAGAAUCCCAGUAUAGAAUGGAUUCCAUGAGGGCUGAUCUGAUUCGUGGUUUGGAAACUAGUCUCCCUACAACAUUCGACAGGGAACAUUUUUUUGCAUUACUUGUUAGUGGGGACGUCGAUGGAGCCGAGGAGUAUCUGUCUGUUUUCACCACACAGGAUUCAAAUUAUUACUCAAACCUCAUGUUCUACUUUGUUAAGAGGCAGAGAUUCUUCAAGUUUCUUGUCGAAGGUGACAACAGAAAAGCAGGAUUUUUGCUGAUGAUCUCUUCCCGACCUUAUGGGAUGAUGGACAUGCCAAUACCAGAAACGCACGAGUUUAUCAGACGUGAUAGGCGACGCAUUGCACAUGAAGGCCUUAAGGAAUAGGAGGAUGCUAGAGAUAACGGAUACACUUUUGAUAUCCUUUCGGUUGCAAAUUCUUUCACUAGUGAGAUGUUUACGAUGAUGAAUCAACUCAUUCCCAUGAACCCAGACCUGCACAAGAAAGAAGAAGGAGAAGACAUAUCUUCUCAAAAGCACAAGAUACAUUUACAAGACAACAAGACAACCAUGCUUGGUGUGGCCGGACCAGCAGCUGUAGCCUUUAACGGUGGAGAGAUUAAUAAGGACUAAGGAGACCAUAUAUAUAUAUGGUUUGUUUACUGUAUGUGCUAUGUACUGUGAAAUUAAAUUUGCGUAUUUGCUUAUUGUUGUUACAUAUGGCAUAAAGAACUCUUUGAUCAAAUAAUUAAGGUUCU